AUGCUUAUCAGUCGUGAUAAAAAUAUCGGUGAACAGAAUAUACCACCUAAAACUGUUGAAUUAAAUCAUAAUGACAAAAUUAGUACAAUACAUUCAGUGGUAAUUUAUUUCCAUCCAAUAACCCAUGAACUAUCCAAUAAUCAAUCUUAUUUACAAGCUUUGCAAGAAGUAUUGAAAUGUAUGGCUGAUAAGAAAAUGAAACUUGUACAUUUUGAAACAAGAUCACCAUUAACUUUAUCCGAUGCAAAACAAGAUAUUCAGUAUUCUUGUUUAUUAACUUUGGAAACGAAUGAAAAAAAUUUGAAUUUAAUCUACGAAGAAUUACGUAGUUGCGGUUUUGUUUCUGGAAUAAAUUUACUAAAUAAUCAGAAAACUGAAGAAUGGUAUCCUGAACAUAUUUCUGAUUUGGAUAAAUGUCGACAUCUACAACUUAAAUUUGAACCUGAAUUACAAACGGACCAUCCGGGAUUUCAUGAUAAAGUUUACAGAGAACGAAGAGAAAAUAUAGCGAAAAUAGCAUUUGAUUAUAAAUAUGGUGAGCGUAUACCUGAAGUUGAAUAUACUGAAGAGGAAAUCGAAACUUGGGGUUUAGUUUUCAGAAAAAUGAAGGCUGUCCAUACUACAAGAGCAUGCAGAGAAUAUAUUGACGGAUUUCACCUCCUAGAAAAAUAUUGCAAUUACAAUCCUGAAAGCAUACCCCAGCUUCAAACAGUCUGUGAAUUUAUGCAUCGCACAUCAGGAUUUCGUAUUCGACCUGUUGCUGGUUUAGUUUCACCAAGAGAUUUCUUGGCAAGUUUAGCGUUUAGAGUAUUUCAAUGUACACAGUAUAUACGUCAUCAUUCGCGUCCUUUCCAUACACCAGAACCGGAUUGUAUUCACGAACUCCUUGGUCAUAUGCCAAUGUUGGUGAAUAAAAAAUUUGCCGACUUCUCUCAGGAAUUGGGUUUAGCAUCUUUAGGAGCUUCUGAAGAAGAAAUUACAAGGCUAUCAACAUUAUACUGGUUUACUGUUGAAUUCGGUUUGUGUAAUGAGAAUGGUGAAACACGUGCACUAGGCGCUGGAAUUAUGUCAUCAUACGGGGAACUGGAGAAUGUGUUCAGUGAUCAGUCCGAAAAACAACCUUUUGAUAUAAAUAAUGCAGCAGUACAAGAAUACGAUGAUGUUGGUUAUCAAAAAGUCUAUUUUGUAACUGAAUCUAUUGAAUCAAUGAAACAGGAACUUCGAAAUUAUAUAAAUGCAUCCACAAAAUCAACAUUUCCAAUUUAUGAUCCAAUCACAGAAACGGUGCAUAUGAAAUCUAGAUUUUCUAUUCGACAAGAAAUUGUACAACAUAUGAAAGAAGAGAUUGGUCAAUUGGAUACAUUGCUUUAUCCUCCUAAUUAUGCAAUAUCAUGA
Schistosoma turkestanicum is the source of this 1395-nucleotide messenger RNA. Lineage: Eukaryota; Metazoa; Platyhelminthes; Trematoda; Strigeidida; Schistosomatidae. The record is from the annotation of a GenBank genome assembly.